UAAUUUAAGAAUGCAGUAUAUAAAAGAAAAAACAAAAAAUAAUGAUAAUGAAAGUUUAAGUAUUAAUAAUAACAAUGAAGCCAAGUAUAAUAAUAAUAGUGAAACUGAGAAUAAUAAUAAUAAUGAUGCUGAGAAUAAUAAUAAUAAUGAAGCUGAGAAUGAUAAAGAUAAUAAUUUAUUUAGUUUUGAUUUAAAUUGUGAUAUGAUUUUUUAA
Molecule: messenger RNA, 214 nt
Organism: Scutellospora calospora
Lineage: Eukaryota; Fungi; Glomeromycota; Glomeromycetes; Diversisporales; Gigasporaceae
Source: the annotation of a GenBank genome assembly